ACGCAAAAUAAAGAAAGAGCCACAAUUACAAGUGUAAACAUUACUGAAAGCUGAAAGGUUCCAAAAGAAUAAACGUGUGAGCAGCAGAUUCUGCUCUUCGGAAGCUUUCCACGCUUCUUAUGGUGAGCGAGUCUUCGAGGUUUCUCGCAGAGUAAAGUUAUGAAUGCUUCAGUCUGCGGAAUCUAUGCUCUCACUGUCACUCUGAAGUCCAAACUCGUCUACAAGUCGAUUCGAUCAACGGCGUGAAGCUUUCUCUCUUCUGGUGGAGGGUUUUAAUCGAGCCGGUGCUUGGAGCUUCCAACUCAACUCAACGCAUUCUUAUCAGAGGUCCGAUCAGACCGCAAGGAAAUCUGCGGGAUGGAAAUUGUACUGGAGCAGAAGGAUGCUGUUGACUGGAUUUACAGAGGCGAAGGAGCUGUCAAUCUUGUCCUCGCUUACACUGGUUCCUCUCCUCUUUUUUUUGGGAAAGUUAUACGAAUAGAAAAGGCUACAAGAAAUGGAUCACACUGCCCGAGCGUUCUGAACCUAAUGGAUUUGUCCGCGCAUGAGCGCCUUCUGUGGAGAGAUGUAGGGGACCUUGUGUCAUGCACGGAUCGAGAUGUUGCAUGUCAAAUCUAUGUGCAGCAUGUAAUGAUCCCAUUAUUGGAUUCCAAACAUGUUGACGCUGGGGUCCACAUCCUUGUAACGAAAGAAUUCCUAGAGACCAUUGAGAAGAAUAUUCUUGGUCAGCGUCCUGCAUGGAGGGUUAGUGCAGGACAAGUAAAUAUAUAUCGUGAUUCUGUCCUCCUUCAAUCUGAUCAUUCUAUUUUCCCUCAAGGUGGUGAAGGUGAAUUUUGCAUUUCUGUCGAGAUAAAGCCGAAAUGGGGAUUUCUUCCAACUUCAAGAUUCAUAAGCAAAAGAAAUGCCAUUAAACAAAAUGUGACUCGUUUUAGGAUGCACCAAGCAUUGAAGUUGAAGAAAGGCGAGAUAUCAGAGUUAAGUGAUUACGAUCCUCUAGAUUUGUUCUCUGGAUCCAAGGACCGGAUAUAUAAAGCAAUCAAAGAUCUUUUCUCUACCCCUCAGAAUAAUUUCCGUGUUUUCUUGAAUGGUUCCCUAAUAUUUGGGGCGUCAGGUGGCUAUGCUGUUGACACUAAUUUGGUGAUUGAGGAAGCAUUUGAAGAUGCCCUUCAAUCUGUUAUCCAGAGAGAAAAUGGAUCUCGAACAAUGAGUUUUCUACAACUUGUUGCUGAGGCUGUGUAUAAAUCAGGAUGUCUGAAUCGACUCCUUGAGGUUCAGAAGCUUGACAGUUUUGACAUAGAAGGGGCUAUUCAUGCGUACUAUGACAUUAUUUCUGAGCCCUGCUUGGUUUGUAGACAUCUGGAUGAUGAUGAAUUGUUGAACAGAUGUGCCACUUUACAUUCUGCCCAUCUUGAUCAACGCUUGGAGAUUGUGAGGAACUUUUUAAUAGCUGCAACUGCUAAAGACUGUAGUUUGAUGGUUACGUUUAGACCGUGGCAUAUUGAGUGUCCAGGUUCUGCAUAUAACAGCAUAUUACUUGAAUCAACCAACCAAACUUUUGACUAUAAGGUGAAUUUCAUAGACCUGGAUCUAAAACCUUUUAAGAAGAUGGAAGAGUACUACGAACAAGACAAAAAAAUAGUUUGCAACUACACACAGAUGCUUGUGACAGAGCUGCAGGCAGACAAUUAUUACAGGCCCGAACGCUUAUGAAUCUACUACGCAUUGGGAGUACACGCCAAAGUUUGUGGCUAUACUUCUUUUCUGAUCUAAUCUGCUGUUUCACAAAGCCUCUGCAGAAGCUUUGUCUAGUUAUCCCAAUCUUCACGACAAACAAAAGCAUCGAUGGCAUUCGUACGUGGCAUAUGUCUACUGUCAAUAUUUGGCAUAUCACUCUUGCCUCGGAAUUUAGGUUAUGUAUGAUCUGGUAGAAGUGAUUUUUUUUUAAUGAUUAGUGUACGUUAGAAUCCACUAUGCCCCCAGAAAAAAAGGGAAAAUUCUACUAUGGCGCCCUCUUUUGAAAUUCGUAAAGAUCUAGUAUGUAUAUUUUAUUUAUCUUUCCCCCAUUGGGAGCUUCUUCUUUUAAGUGCAGGAGAAAGUGAUAAAAUGAACUGUCAUGGGGCUCUGUAGAGUGAUUUAGCGACCACCUCAAGGAGACUCGUUGGUAAGUUUUUAGCCUUCCUAUGACCUAUAAAUUACUCCUACAGUUGGAUUUUGAAAUGUUCUUGAUACCAGGGAUCUGAUACGUGUUCAUACAUUUGAAUUGUCUGUUUUAUUGCGUUU
Molecule: messenger RNA, 2280 nt
Organism: Momordica charantia (bitter melon)
Lineage: Eukaryota; Viridiplantae; Streptophyta; Magnoliopsida; Cucurbitales; Cucurbitaceae
Product: inositol-pentakisphosphate 2-kinase
Biological process (GO): inositol phosphate biosynthetic process
Cellular component (GO): nucleus
Molecular function (GO): inositol-1,3,4,5,6-pentakisphosphate 2-kinase activity; ATP binding
Source: RefSeq, a predicted model, not a curated record